This is a messenger RNA of Photinus pyralis (common eastern firefly), 1847 nucleotides long. RefSeq names its product venom serine carboxypeptidase-like. Gene Ontology annotation, biological process: proteolysis. NCBI's taxonomy places the organism in Eukaryota, Metazoa, Arthropoda, Insecta, Coleoptera, Lampyridae. The transcript has a single exon. Gene Ontology annotation, molecular function: serine-type carboxypeptidase activity. The record is from RefSeq and is a predicted model, not a curated record. The coding region runs from base 62 to 1399 and encodes 445 amino acids.
AUGAAGGAGUAUAUAAAGACGCCGGUUGAGUAAACCGACGUGUACAAGUUUCGCUAAGAAAAUGUUUCCUACAUGGGUAGUUUGUUCAAUUUUUGUGAGUUACGUUUAUGUCGUUUACGGUUAUCAGCCCCUUACAUCCAGACAACUGCGGUCAGAAUCGGAUCGAAAUGCGGCAAAAGUUAAUUAUUCACAAUUUGGUAACGUGGAGAGUUACUCAGGUUACUUGCUGACAGAUUCUAGCCAUAAAACGAAGCUAUUUUAUUGGUUCUUCCCGGCUAAGGUAAAUAAAAAUACAGCUCCAAUAAUUUUAUGCUUACAAGGUGGUCCGAAAACGUCGAACCUCAAAAUGUUAUUUUUUGAAAAUGGUCCUUUCAAAAUUGUGGACCAAGACAAUGUAGCCAUAAGAGACAACUCGUGGAUUGAACACAGUUCUUUGCUUUACAUCGACAGUCCAGCUGGAGUAGGUUACAGCACCACCACUGCUGAUGCAGCUGUUAGCAUACUACUUGUGUCCUCACGCUUACGUGGGGCGCUCAAUCACUUUUUCAUAAUCUUCGAUAACUACAAAACCAAUGAUAUCUAUCUGUACGGAGAGGAAUACUCCGCAUUAUAUGCAAUUCAGUUAGCCAAACAGUUACAGUCGGACCUUCCCACGAAUUUGAAAGGUAUAAUGAUUGCAAAUGGAUUAGUGGAUCCGGCUCGCCAAAUUGUGUACUCUGACCACCUUUAUUAUAUGGGUGUAAUUAGCGAUAAGGUGAAGGACGAAAUUAGCGCGCUGGAAACUACUUUGAAAAGUAACUUAAAUGCGAAGAAUUGGACCAGUGCCGACGCUACGUAUAACCAGAUAUUCGAAAAAAUCAAAACGAAGGCAGGUUACAACUCACUCGCCAAUAUCGACUAUACCGACGACCAGAAUGCCCAACUUAAGACAGCACUGGAAAAGUUCCUGAAUAAGAAUGACGUUAAAACCGCGUUGCACGUUGCUAACAAUCAGUUUAAGUUGUCCACAGAGAUGACCACUCUAUUCACAGACCACUAUGAGUCAAAAAGUAGUAUGGUGGGAGAUUUGCUUCAAAACUACAAGGUUCUAUUUUUACAUGGAAAUCUAGACCUCAAGCAUUCGUAUAGUUCACUUAUAUCGUACAUUGAGGAUUUGCCAUACUCGUCCAUUCAAACUUACAAGGAUUCUACAAGACAAAAACUUUGUUUGGGGGAUGAUGUUGCUGCGUACAUCAAGAAAGGUGAAAAUCUUAACGAAGCCAUGGUCAGAAACGCCGGUAUGCACGCUGCAAUGGAUCAACCUGGAUAUGUCUCGGAGCUGGUGAAACGGUUUGUUAAUAAACAAACUUUGUGGACGGUACCGGACGCCGAUGGGAAGAUAUCAUGCGUUCCUUCUUAAUAAGAAGCUCAAUUUUAGUUCCGUAACGAUGAACGACUUUCAACCUAGUACCUAUUCUAUUAGGUACCUAUCUUAUCACUGAUAAUUUUUUAAUACACGUUUUUUGCUUCAAAAAGUUUUGAUCUUUGGAACUGUAAUAAUAAUUAGGAAUCAAAUGGGAGGAAGAGAAGUCACUGACUGUUUUAAAUAAAAAGUUAUAAGCGGACCAGUAAUGGUAACGUUUUAUCUAUGUGUUUUUGCACUUUUGACUCUUGCCAAAACGAAGGGGUAUAAUGGUUUGUCAAUAGCAAUUUACAACUCUGACAUUCAAAAGUUACACAUUUAGCGGGCCUAUCAUGCAAGUUGCCAGUUCUUUCAGGGAACCUUUUGAACGCACAUACUGGUGCGUUUAGAAGUCACUCAUAACAUACAAAUCCUCGGCUCAGAAGGAGUAUUGGAAAUCACAACC